Molecule: messenger RNA, 1701 nt
Organism: Thalassophryne amazonica
Lineage: Eukaryota; Metazoa; Chordata; Actinopteri; Batrachoidiformes; Batrachoididae
Gene: arf6b
Product: ADP-ribosylation factor 6b
Exons: 2
Coding region: 742-1269 (175 amino acids)
Biological process (GO): intracellular protein transport; vesicle-mediated transport
Cellular component (GO): cytoplasm
Molecular function (GO): GTPase activity; GTP binding
Source: RefSeq, a predicted model, not a curated record
UGUAGGGGGCAGCAGUUGAAUGAAGCAGAAGUGGGAAGCGGCGGUUAGCGCAGCUCCACACCUUUCCGGUGUAGCUCGACUAAAGGAGAAAGACGACAGCUGCCUGUAUUUUUGCCGAGAGGAAGGUGCGAGGGAAGGGGGACUUGAGGUGGAUCUUGAUGAUAGAAUACACGUGUUGCUGAGUGGCUGGGAUCCUUAUUAUUUUUUGUUGACGACUGGGCCCGCGCAAGAACCGUUAAGUUACCCCGACGUGGCGCUAAAUGGAGUAGACCGAGUAAAGUGCUCUUUCUCCGGUAGAAGCGAACAAGGGCGCAGCCGGUGAGGAAGACCAGGAGUUGGUACCAAGGCUUGUUCUGUGGCCUUACAUGUGGUCUCUCGUCAGCUUUUUAAACUCUCGUGUUCCGUUAUCACCACUGCUCGGUUUGUUUGUGCAGUUUUGUGCUGAUUCGGAACACACAAUGGAUGUCCUGCAACAGCUGCUGCUAAUUUUUUAGGGUAACCGAGCCAGGCCCUGCAAACAUGGUGCUCUGAACAUAAAUGCCCUUGCAUCUCAGAAGAGCGAGCCAUAAGAAACUUCUUCGGUACUGUAUAUUUUUGACUUCCUCCCCCCCAGUAAAGCCUGUCAUGUCUUCAUAAGAACAUCAUCAAACUGAAGCUACGAUCCAACUGAGUGAUUACUUUGUCUCAUCCAGUAUUUUAAAAACACUUGUAACAAAAAGUAUUUAUGCACAAGAGCUCAAAAUGGGGAAAAUGCUAUCUAAGAUAUUUGGCAACAAGGAGAUGAGAAUACUGAUGCUUGGACUUGAUGCUGCUGGAAAAACAACAAUUCUUUACAAACUGAAACUGGGGCAGUCUGUCACCACCAUCCCCACAGUCGGCUUCAACGUGGAGACUGUCACCUACAAAAAUGUCAAGUUCAACGUGUGGGAUGUUGGAGGCCAAGAUAAGAUUCGCCCUCUGUGGCGACACUACUACACGGGCACCCAGGGUUUAAUUUUUGUUGUGGAUUGCGCAGACAGAGAUCGCAUCGAUGAGGCAAGGCAGGAACUUCACCGCAUCAUUAACGACCGGGAGAUGAGAGAUGCCAUCAUCUUGAUAUUUGCCAAUAAGCAAGACCUUGCAGAUGCCAUGAAGCCCCAUGAAAUACAAGAGAAGCUGGGGUUGACCCGCAUCAGAGAUAGGAAUUGGUAUGUUCAGCCAUCCUGUGCCACCUCAGGUGACGGACUGUAUGAGGGCUUGACAUGGCUAACUUCCAAUUACAAAUCUUAAUGAUGGCGUCCUAACUCUUUUGGGUCAAAAUUUAAAAGUUGCUAGCAACAAAUACCUUCUCAGAUGAGUGGUUAAAAAAAGUUGAUUUAUCUCCCAUUUAUUUUUAAUACAUUUACCUCAUGACUAAUUUAUCUUUAACUGGGUUUGCUGGCUUAAAAGUUGCUUGUAGCAGGCCUAUAUCUCUCUCAUUACUUUGGGGCUUGCUUUAUGAAUAUUGGAUUAGUUAGUCCUAAUAUUGAAGUCACAGAUCACCGCCUUUUGCCUAUUCUUUUUCCUGUUUUUAUAUAAUUUUUCUAACGGAUUUGGAGUUUUUUUUUUUUUUUUUUUUUUUUCAUUCUUGGACUUGAGCUUGUGCAGGCCAUUGGCCUCUGUUGGACAUUUGACACAGUACUGUGAUUGAAAAGUAAUUCUCAAUGACUGCAGUAAGAAAAG